AUGAAUAUUACCCCAAAUUCCAUCUUCUCAGGACGCUGCCAAAUAAGCAUCUUUCAAUACAGAUGUCUCCACAACGGGCAGGAGAACAGCGCAAGAUGCAGGAGUCAUUUCGAUAACAAGCCCUGUAUCCCUGAUGUGGUUUACUCGGAGGAAGUCAAGGAUAGAGAUUGCGCAGAAUGUGUCAUGAGAAAUUCCGGUUAUACUUCCGACGAAAUUUACAUGAAUACUCCCCCGAACACUGCCACCAAACCAUUAGAACUCGAUGAUAAGAGAGUGUUAAAGCGACCCGGUCUUUUCAAUCGAAGUCGAAGUGGUAUUAAACGCAAACCCACACCAAGCGGAACCGGAGGAGAUAAGCUUGCAAGAAGUAAGGACAUCAAAUUCCACCAAGCUAGAAAUGAUGAACUGAGAUAUAGAAGAGCUAUUGUCAAGUCUCGCAGUGAAGGUGGAUAUAGCACACCUACGAAGACUUCCAGAAAGAUACCUAAGAGAACGAGAAUGAGUGCAAAGGCACAAUUGAAGUCGAAGGCGGAGGCUGAAAUGACGGAUGAAAUGGAAUUUGACAUGGAGAUGGAAGGAUACGGAGAUAAAAAUGAUGUAACCGAUCUAUCUCACAAGUUGAGCUCUCUUACUUGCGAUUAA
Molecule: messenger RNA, 642 nt
Organism: Botrytis deweyae
Lineage: Eukaryota; Fungi; Ascomycota; Leotiomycetes; Helotiales; Sclerotiniaceae
Exons: 2
Coding region: 1-642 (213 amino acids)
Source: RefSeq, a predicted model, not a curated record